AUGGCUCUCUCCAAGAGCGAAUCCGACAUCAUCCUAAACCGGGCAAAUGUCGCGCUCGCCCGAAGCCAACGCCUCGUCGCAUCAUGGCUCCCCGAGAGAACCACCGACGAACUCACAAACGCCAAAUCAGAAGAGGAACUACAACGCGAGGAAGAUGAGAUUUUCACAGCUGUCCCUGAGACUCUCGGCGUCGGCGCCCCUCUCCCCGAAAAAGCAGCAGACGGAAGCUGGAAUCGCACGGAAUUAAGCUCAAACGAUCAAUUACGCAAACAACUCCUCGGAAGGAACUAUGAUAAAUUUAUGAAAGCCAAUGCUGCGGCGAAACAAGCUUCCGCUGCUGCUAAGACCGCUGCGUCGGCUGCUGCGGCGGGGAAGACAGCUUCUGCGGCGAAUGAGGAGGAUGAUCAGGAUGAUGAUGAGGAUGGGAGGGUUUCUAUGGUUGGGAAGCAGAAGAGGAGGAGGGUUGGGCAGGGUCGUGCUGCACAGAUUGGAUCUGGAUCUGGGUCUGGUGUUACCCCUGUCUCUACGGGCGAUGUUGAGGAUGCGGGUGAGAAGGCGGAUAAUGGGACAGUCCAGACUGAAGGGAUUGUUAAACAGGCUCCCUCGAAGGGGAGGAAGAAGGCUACGAGUUAUCUGGAUGAAUUGUUGGCUGAGAGGUCGAAGAAGAGGAAGAAGCGGUGA
Molecule: messenger RNA, 681 nt
Organism: Penicillium cataractarum
Lineage: Eukaryota; Fungi; Ascomycota; Eurotiomycetes; Eurotiales; Aspergillaceae
Product: DUF3245 domain-containing protein
Exons: 2
Coding region: 1-681 (226 amino acids)
Source: RefSeq, a predicted model, not a curated record